GCUGAAGAGCCUCCCUCGGCACUGCGCAGUCCCUGUGCCUGUGCCACAGGCCCAAAGCACCCUUUUGCCUCCAUCUUGCCCUAGUUUUGCUCUAGCUAGCACACUGUGGGUCACACUGCAGCCAGUACUGGUUGCUGCACAGUGUGUUGGGCUUUUUGGGUGGGCUUGAAGACCCCCAAACACCCCCCAGAGCCCCACCAGGCUCUGUCUGCCUGCUGCUGCCUCAGCCGAAGGUAGGUCCCUGCGCUGGGGGAGCAGCAAGAGGGGACCCAGACCCCAAGAGCAGCUCAGGGGAAGAACAAACCCUUUCCACACACAUUUGGCUGUAGGUUUUCCCCCCGUUUCCUUUUCCUCCUCAGAAAGCAGCACCAGCCACCCCCACUGCCAUCGCGAGGCAGCGGCCGCAUCAUGGACCCCUGCCAGGAGGUGUUUCAGAAGCUGGAGAAGAUCGGGGAGGGCACCUAUGGCGUGGUGUACAAGGCUCGCAACAAGCGCACGGGGCAGCUGGUGGCCCUCAAGAAGAUCCGCUUGGACUCGGAUACGGAGGGUGUCCCCAGCACUGCAAUCCGAGAAAUCUCACUGCUGAAGGAGCUGAAGCACCCCAACAUAGUAAGGCUUCUGGAUGUCAUACACAACCAGAAGAAGCUCUAUCUGGUGUUUGAGUAUCUGAAUCAGGACCUGAAGAAAUACAUGGACUCAUCCCAAACCAGAGAGCUUCCUUUAAGCUUGGUCAAGAACUACCUUUUCCAGCUGCUGCAGGGUGUGAGCUUCUGCCACUCACAUAGAGUCAUCCACAGGGACUUGAAGCCACAGAACUUGCUCAUUAACGAAGCAGGAGUAAUCAAGCUGGCUGAUUUUGGGCUGGCAAGAGCUUUCGGUGUCCCCCUGCGCACGUACACUCAUGAGGUAGUGACUCUGUGGUACCGAGCCCCUGAAAUACUGUUGGGAUGCAAAUAUUACUCAACCCCUGUGGAUAUCUGGAGCAUCGGCUGCAUCUUUGCAGAAAUGGUGACCAGGAAGGCCCUGUUUCCAGGGGACUCUGAGAUCGAUCAGCUCUUCCGGAUCUUUCGCACUCUGGGCACUCCCACUGAGGAGACCUGGCCUGGAGCGACCCAGCUGCCUGAAUACAAGGAGAACUUUCCCCGGUGGGCAGGGAAGGAGAUGACAGAAAUUGUUCCCAGCUUAGAUCGAGAUGGUAGAGACUUACUGGUGCAAUUGCUCCUGUAUGACCCCAGCAAGCGCAUCUCAGCCAAGGCAGCCCUCAGUCACCAGUACUUCUUCCAGAGAAGCCCUCGGAAGCCUGAAGAGCAACGUGUGCUGCAGAAACACUGCAGAUGAGAAAAUACAUUUGGGAUCCCUUCUCCUGAGGGGACAUUCUUGCAUUUAGAGACUCUCAU
Messenger RNA from Neopsephotus bourkii (Bourke's parrot), 1397 nucleotides. RefSeq names its product cyclin dependent kinase 3 (gene CDK3). The coding region runs from base 409 to 1338 and encodes 309 amino acids. The transcript has 7 exons. Gene Ontology annotation, molecular function: cyclin-dependent protein serine/threonine kinase activity; ATP binding; cyclin binding. Gene Ontology annotation, biological process: regulation of G2/M transition of mitotic cell cycle; G1/S transition of mitotic cell cycle; regulation of gene expression. NCBI's taxonomy places the organism in Eukaryota, Metazoa, Chordata, Aves, Psittaciformes, Psittacidae. The record is from RefSeq and is a predicted model, not a curated record. Gene Ontology annotation, cellular component: cyclin-dependent protein kinase holoenzyme complex; cytoplasm; nucleus.